Vairimorpha ceranae is the source of this 183-nucleotide messenger RNA. RefSeq lists its product as hypothetical. The transcript has a single exon. The record is from RefSeq and is a predicted model, not a curated record. Bases 1 to 183 code for a protein of 60 amino acids. NCBI's taxonomy places the organism in Eukaryota, Fungi, Microsporidia, Nosematidae.
AUGAAAGCGUGUGACAAUGUUCCAAAAAAUGUAAGGAGCAAUAUUUUUGACAACUGUGAGGAUUCUAGUAAUUAUUUAAUAGAAAACAAUUUAAUUAGCAAAAUUAUUGCAUGUAGCAAUGCCAAAACAUAUCAAAAAAUGACAAAAGACGCGGACUAUACUGAUGGGUUUGUAUAUAAAUGA